Messenger RNA from Diorhabda carinulata, 2985 nucleotides. It is a transcript of the gene pbl, whose product is annotated as protein ECT2. The record is from RefSeq and is a predicted model, not a curated record. Gene Ontology annotation, molecular function: GTPase activator activity; guanyl-nucleotide exchange factor activity. Gene Ontology annotation, cellular component: nucleus; cell cortex. Gene Ontology annotation, biological process: activation of GTPase activity; nervous system development; mitotic cytokinesis. NCBI's taxonomy places the organism in Eukaryota, Metazoa, Arthropoda, Insecta, Coleoptera, Chrysomelidae. Bases 205 to 2817 code for a protein of 870 amino acids. The transcript has 12 exons.
GACAGACCGUUGAGAAUGUAUACACACCUUAACUGUCUUUUUAUACCAAGAGGGGAACCAAAUCAAAAACAGUUAAAAAAUCCAAGCUACGAGGUUUUUUUCGAAAAAAAUAACGAUGUGGUUGAUACUUUUUGAAUUAUUAAGGUGAUAUUUAUACCCUAUUAAUAUUUAAUACGAAUUUUAAUAUUAAUAAUAAUAAAAAAAAUGGAAGAAGGUAAAGUUAUUAACCAACACCAAGGAUCAGUUUGUAGUGAUUCGAAUAGUGAGACUACCAUAAGAAACGAGGGUUUUUUUAAUAAAAUAUAUUUGAUUGGUAGUAUAGCGAACGAUUCGGAAAUUUUUACAGCAGCUCAAACUUUCGGUUUCCCAGUUUUAACUUCGAUCGAACCACUAGAUUUUAAAGAAAAUGAAAGUACUUCGACGAUUUUCGUUGUGGAAAAUUUCGAGGGAGAAAUAUUCGAAAAAUUAUACAGAUCAAAAUUACAAUUAUUGGGCCCCGUAGCUCUCAAACAACUGGCUCUUAAGAAAGAAAAAUUACCUUUUAAUACUAGGCCUCUAUAUAAUUUAGCAAUGACGGGGGUAAUCGUUUGUUUUACUGGAUUUCGAGAAAAAGGAGAAUUGGCGAAAUUAGUGAGUUUGAUACAUCACAUGGGAGGUUCCAUUAGGAAGGAUAUGUCUUCAAAGGUGACCCAUCUGAUAGCAAAUACAGUGGGAGGUGAAAAGUAUCAAUAUGCUUCGACGUUUCGAGUACCGAUUAUGAAUCCCAGUUGGGUUGUGGACAGUUGGGAGAACAGGCACGAUCUCGAUUUCACAGUUACCCGGGAAGAUUUUGUCGCCAAACAUCGUUUGAAGCCGUUCCACGGUGCCAAAGUGAGUUUCGUCGGUUUCCCCGAAGACGAAGAGAAACACAUGUGCGAAGUAUUGGUUUUGAACGGCGGUACCGUAACGAAUACCGCCGAUCCGGCUUGUACGCACGUCGUUGUGGACGAGUGUACGGUGACGGAACGGCCGGAAACGUCGUCGAAAGCUUGGAUAGUUAAAGCCGAAUGGUUCUGGACGUCUGUGCAGAAGGAGACCAGUCUAGUGGAGAAGGAUUAUCAAUUGGACGAUUAUUUGGAUCAUGUUUUGUCGCCGUCCGGUCGGAGGGAAUCGAACAUCACGCCCGGGGGAUCGGCAAGAAGGAGGAAAAGGAAGCUUCUAUUGUCGUCUUUGGUGCAUCCCCAAUCGCCGGCGGUAACAAAAAGGAGAUCGUCGGUCAGCGACGCCGGUUUGUUAUCAGUUUCCGGAUCCUUCUUGGAUUGCACCACGAGUCCUUCGAAGGAGAUAUCGGACGGCGUCGAACCGGCGGGAAUCGAUACGCCUAGGAAGGGUUUCACUCAAAGGCACAGGGUGUUUUUGGAAUUGGUGCAGACCGAAACGAAUUACGUCGAUAUUUUGCAUACGAUUAUGACGAUGUUCAAGAAACACUUGGAAGAGAUGCCGGAAGAGGAGGCGCUCCUCAACAACACCGAAUUGAAUCUAAUAUUCGGCAAAAUCCCGUUGAUAUACGAAUCUCACGUCAAGAUGUUGGACGAAUUGCGUUGGACGGCGGCGCACUGGAGCGAAGAUCAAAGCAUCGGCAACGUAAUCGUCAAAUAUUCGACGAGCCUACAAAAGGCUUAUCCGCCGUUCAUAAAUUAUUUCGAGGAAAUGAAGGAGGUUUUGUGCCAAUGCGAUCAGAACAAACCGAGAUUUCACGCGUUCCUCAAAGCAUGUCAGACUCGAUCCGAAUGCGGCAGACAGAGUUUACAGGAAUUGAUGAUUCGACCUGUACAACGCUUGGGUAGCAUCAGCCUAUUGUUAAACGAUAUUUUGAAAAAUACUCCGAAAUCGAAUCCGGACCAUUCGGCAUUGGAACAAGCUUUGGCCGCUCUCAGGGAAGUGAUGACGCAUAUCAACGAGGAUAAAAGGAAAGCGGAAGGGCAAGUGACGCUGUUCAACAUCUUCAACGACAUCGACAAUUGCCCGCCGGACAUCGUUUCGUCGCACAGAAAUUUCAUCGCCAGGGCCGAGGUGAUUCAACUGUCCUCCUCCGAGGGUUUGGCUAGCAAAGGGAACAACCUCGUGCUGUUCCUGUUCUCUGAUCAAUUGGAAGUUUGCAAGAAGAAAUCGAAAUCGUUCAACAGUUUGAAGAGUCCGUCGAGCGUCGCGGCGGGCGUCCAAAACAGGCAGCUGGUUAAGCCGUACAAACACGUGCGAUUGUUGGCGUUGAAUACCAUCAAACGCGUCAUCAAUAUAAAGGAAACGGAAGAUUGCCAGAAGGUUUUCAGUUUGGUUUGUCGGAAUAACGACGAUUUGAAGGAGAAAUUAUAUUCGUUUUCGAUGGCCGACGAGGAGGCCGAUAAGGUGUCGUUUUUGAAGACGUUGACGCGACAAAUGGCAAAUAACGCGUGCACCGCCGAUGCGGACAAAUUCAUGGCUUACCUGGAACCCCAACAAUUAGACAUAGAUACCAGUGACGUGAAUAACGGAACGUUUUCAAAGGCGUUCAAAUUCGCGACGAAUCGAUUGAAAGUCGGCCGAGCUUUUUCGUUCAAUAAAACGCCGUCGAAAUUGAAGAGGGCGGUAUCGUCGAUGAUGUCGCCGUUCGGCAGUUCGACGAAUCUAACGCCCGCUUCGCAAUUGGCCCAAAUGAAAUUAGCCAGCUACAGUAAUAUCAACGAAUUAGGUAGCGCCGACAAAUGUAACGAUUCCCAACCGGUAGCUCCGAUGUCUGUACAACCGACGCGGAAAAUGAAAACAUCCUCAUUGGGCCCUAACGCUCUGAAACGUUUAUAACGCACAAUUUAUACGAAAUAUUAUUUAUAGUUGUUGUAUAUAGACAUUUUAAUCGAUAAGAGUAUAUUUUAACCUAAAAUAUUUGUAAUUAGUUUAUAUUUUGAAAAAAAAUCAGGUGUAAAUUUUAUAAAUUCAUUAAAGAUUUUCGAAAAAAAAAACAAAAAAAAA